UUGACGUUCACCUCGUGGCACUGUAUCGCGCAGCCAGCACGCCCGCAAAUCCCGCAUGGUGCCGUCAUGUUGAGGGUCUUAUAACACAGCACUGGAGUGUGCAAUCCCCAGUUUUUGGCUUGGUCAAACCCCGCUCACAUUGACCUACUGGUAGUUCACGCACCACAGCCAAGUUUCGUGGUCACAAAAGCUAGCCGGGUUGAGCAGCGCACUGAGCACUCAGCAGCACCGGAGUAGUGGAUCGGCCACUUGAAACUGCGGCAAUGGAAGAAGAUGCUGAGUCUCGGCCACACCGCCGCCAGAAGCCUCCGCCGCGCACCAUUGCCGCACUGCUUGGUCUACUCCUCCUGGUCAACCUCUCCGCGAGUCUAUACCAGCUGCCGCUGAACAGGGUCGUAGAAAGACGUCUUUGCCAGGAAUAUUACAGCCAGCAUGAUCCAUCUGUUAUCGGACCUACUGGGGAUAUCGACGAAAGGCUCUGCAAGGCCGAUGCGAUACAGGCUGGCCUGGGCAGGAUCCAAGGGGUCAUGGACACGGAAUGGAUUGUUGGUGACUUCGUGAUGACAAUACCCCUCGGGUUCGUGGCUGAGAGGUACGGCCGAAGAGCCCUCCUUUGGCUCAAUCUCGUUCCCAGAGUCUUCAUGCUGAGCUGGGCUGUCAUCGUUGGCUACUUCGAUCAACUGCUCCCAACAAAUGCCAUCGUUGCCGGCCCAGUGCUGUCAUUUCUUGGUGGUGAUUGCGUUUUCAACUCUAUCACAUAUUCACUGGCCGCCGGAAUCACAAAUGACUAUGUGCUCCGUGCAUCUUACUUCGGCUAUAUGAGCUCGAUCACAUAUGUUGUCAAUCUACUAGGUCCAGCGCUGGCCUCUGCCUCGAUGACAUUACUCCUUUGGCUCCCUUUCUGGAUCGGUAUCACUCUUCUCGGAGUCGCUGUUGCGAUAAUCCCGAUGCUUCCCGAUCAUGAAAUAGCAAAGGACCAACGAGACGAACAGUCACAGCCCCUGUUGUCUUCACCUCUACUCAAAGCUCAAGACUCAGGCCCUACGAUCCUGCAUUCAGUCAUCGGCCGCUUCCAAGCUUUACGGGCAGCGCUGGCUACCCACCCCUGGAAUUUCUCCCUGCUGCUCGCCUGCUUCCUUCUCGCUUCUCUGGCCAGCUCUGACACGAAACUUCUCGUCCAAUACAUCUCCAAGCGCUACCAAUGGACCUUCGCCUCGGCAGGCUACCUUUUAUCAGGCAAGGCGGUCGUCAACUUUGUGCUCCUGACCGUUGUCGUUCCCCGCGUCCUCCGCUCGGCAAUGGUCGCCAGCAGCGGCAGCGGAGCGUCUGGCCUAUCUUCGGACCGCAUCAACGUCCGGUUUGCUAAGCUUUGCUUGGGCGUCUCGGUUGUAGGAGCUGCGGCCAUCGCAGUAUCGACGACAAUCUGGCUUCUGGUGCCGGCGCUGCUUGUCUACGCGCUUGGAUCUGCUCUCCCAGUCUUCACACUUUCUCUCCUCAAGUCGCCUUCUAUUUGUUGUCCAGGCGCAGACAGAGGAGACGAUGGUCGUGAGUCGUCAUCGCCUGGAGCAGACUCACAAACUCACAUCUUCUCCAUCGUGAUGCUGGUGAAGACACUGGGCUCACUUCUCGGCGCACCGCUGAUGGCAUUCCUGUGGGUGCGGGGCAUCGGGCUCGGUGGCGCUGCGUUGGGCAUGCCAUAUUUCGUAAGCGCAGGGUGUUAUGCCGCGGCCAUUUUCAUCUUUUGUCGGAUUGAGAUCGAUCAAUGAUCAUCGUGAGUUCAUCCUCCGCCGUGCUGGCGUUCGCGGGCUUUGAACUCUUGGAAGUUGGCGUGUAUGUCCUCAAAGAUAGAAGUCAAGUACUGGUCGUUCUGGAGAUUCCAUCUGCUGGUGGCUUCUUCGCCGGCGGUCCUUCCAUACCACGGCUCCCAGUUCUGCUCGGCAAUUUUGUAGAGCCUAGACUCUUUACCGCCUUCCUCUCGUUUUUCCAGCCUGCGCAGCCAUUCGCGUUUUGCAUCCAGUCCAUCUACAGGGUAUACCAGGGCGACAUAAUAGCCUUCCUUGGCCAGCUGCGUAGGCAGGCCUUUGUGAGUCGAGACGAGAAUGACACACUGCUUCUCUGCCAGUCUCCGGAUGUCGGCCAGAUAGUUCUGAGGAAACUCGGGCUUGGAGCUGUAUGCGCUCGAGUCCAGAUCGUAGACCUCCAACCCAAGCUCUUUGAGCAGCUCGUCCUUGUUAGAUGAAAAAUGGGUCUUUCCGAUGGCAGGGUAUCCGGAAAUGAUGAUAGCCUUGUGAGUGUCGCCGACCUUGUCCGCGUCGGUCUUGGAGUCAGGCCUCGCCCCGAGGCAGGAGAUUGAGGCGCCCAUGAAGCUCUGAGCUCUGGCUGGCAAUGCACGGGGUUUGGUCGAUGAUGGAAAACUUGGGCAGCGGCGGAGUGAAGCGUGAAGUACGUCGACCGACAUCUGCAAUGUAGAUACCGCUUUGACCCUCGGUGUAGUUUCAAAAAUGGUAGUGCCGGAGACUUGCGAAAGAGCGGAAGAGCAGCUAGCUGUCUGGGUCGUUCGCUCGCGACUAGAAUUGUGCAAGAUUGUGGAGGAAUUUCAAUCGUCCCUCAGCUGGGAUGACGGGCGAGAUGAGCCUUUUCAGCUCAAAGGUGAG
Diaporthe batatas is the source of this 2654-nucleotide messenger RNA. RefSeq lists its product as uncharacterized. The record is from RefSeq and is a predicted model, not a curated record. Gene Ontology annotation, molecular function: transmembrane transporter activity. The coding region runs from base 264 to 1766 and encodes 500 amino acids. Gene Ontology annotation, biological process: transmembrane transport. NCBI's taxonomy places the organism in Eukaryota, Fungi, Ascomycota, Sordariomycetes, Diaporthales, Diaporthaceae. The transcript has 2 exons. Gene Ontology annotation, cellular component: membrane.